UACUACGGUAUACCGUCUGUAUGUAUGUUACAUACGACCGACUCUCCGCUGAUUGUUUACAAGCGCGCGCGCUCCAGAGAUUCUCGCGUAUGUGCGCGGCGUAUGCAGGGUGGCGGGUGUAAAUAAUCGCGCGGCAGCGUCUGCAGUAACAGCCAGCGAUAACGAGCGCGAUCGGUGGCCGUGUCCCGUGAGAUUCCCGCGAGGAAUGUGCGCGUUGCAACGCUUAUCCUUCAGCAGCGAUCCUUGUCGUCGCGACGCGAUAGCGGGGCCCGCUGCCGCGUAAUAUCGUGUGUGUACACACACGGUGUGACCUACUUGUUGCGUCAAGGUUAUGGCGUUAUAAACAAAAAUAUGCUACGCACAAUAAACGCGGUCGUUAGUCCGUCGUGAGCUCCCUCGGCGGUCUCGGCCAACGAGCGAGGGCUAGCCUGGGGAAUGGAGCCAGGCCCGGGUCUGAGCCUGUUUCAGGGCUCGGACAGCAUUCACAUUAACACAGUGACGCAGGGACUCGAGGAGGACGAAGAGCAGGAGGACAAGAGGCGGCUCAACGAGGAGAUACAGAAUCGGCUUGACGAGGAAUUUGAUGAUUUGGAAAAUGAUGAUGACAUCAGUUCCAUCAAUAGUAGUCAUCAAGAUAACACCAGAGACACUGAUCAUAUCAAUAUGGUCAACUCUGGUCUGGAAUCAAUUACGCCUAAAGAACAGGUAGCAGUGGCACAUUUGCAGAAGGAAUUUGGUGUUUACGAUCGGGUGGAAAAUCUGAACAAUUAUGAUCAUGUGGAUAAUCUAAACAGUUACGACCAUGACGUGAUAACGAAUCAUAGAUCCGACUCCGAAAUUGGUAGUGGGACCGUGCAGACCGACUUUGAUUUGUACAGACAAACAGGGACGCCGUAUGGUAACAAUAGAUUUAAUGAUAGCAACAGCAUCAUUGAGACGCCAUACGAAUUGGCCAAACCACCAACCGGCUAUCCUCGCAAGAUACUCCCGCAGUCAGCCGAGGAACGUACGUUCAGUGAGAAUUAUUCUUGCAACUAUGAGACGCCAUCCAAUCAUUACAAUACUCAUAUAUCCCACAAAUACUCCAAUAACGGUAUUAAUGACACGUAUGAAAAUAAUGUACAAAGUAAGCAGAUUCAUGAGUUUGGCGGAGGUGACAAUGCUACUUCGGAUCACAUGAAUCAUUGCUAUAAGACUAGUCCGAAUGGUAGGCCAAUAGACGACGCUGUAGCGUACAAAACGUCGGAGUAUAAUAGUAAGGAACAACUGGAAAUAUUAUAUAUGGUCAGAAUGCGGGAGAUCAGUCGUUUGACGGAAGAGCUCCAACAAUUGCAAAUGGAAAAAGAGGAUGAAAAGAACCAAAUGAGUAGGAGAUUGAUGCUCUUACAGGCGGAAGUCGAUAGAACUAACAUAUCGAGAAAUCAAGCGCAAGAGGCAUUAGUUGAUGCUAAAGCCGAGAUAUCUGAUUUGCAAAUGCAAAUGAAAUCUUUGAAAGAAAGGAAUGCGGUUUUAGAAAAGACGAAUCAAAAUAUGACGGAAGAUCUAAAUAUCGCGAGAGGCUCUGUCAUGGAUUUGCAACAAAAAAUUGCUGUACUGGAAAGAGCACAAGUGUUGCAAGUAAAUGAUAAGAUACAAGAGAAAUUUUUGAAACAGGCACAAGAAAAACACGCAGUAGAAAUGAAAAAUAUGCAGACGCAAAUAGAUAUUCUUACAGACAAAUUAAACGCCAAGUUGCUCAAUAAGGACAUCGACAACAAUAGUAUUUGGGAAACGUCAUGUGUCACUCUUGAGCAUAAAUUGGAUGAUGCACGAAGAGCACACGAGGCUCUUAUGGUGGAGAAGGGUGACACCAUGAAUCGAUUGGCACAAGCCUUACAAGAUAGUCAAACCCAAUGUCGCAAUCUCAUGACCACUAAUAAUGUUCAGCAAGUGAUGCAGUUACAAGCACAUGUAAAAAUGUUGAUUCAAGAAAAAGAAGAUCUGCAUAAAAACGUACAGGAUUUACAGAACAAAUUGGAAUUAGCUAAAAACGAAGUUGCUCAAUAUGAUUCGUUAUUGGUCACUACUUUAGAGGAUGAAUCAGACUCAAUUAGGCAAAUGAAAUUAGGUGAACUGUAUAAUAAAUCAAAAUCAAAACCCGUUGAUGAUAUUACAAAUAAAUUAAAAGGUGAACUACGUAGAUGUAUUGCUGGUCAAGCUGUAAAAAGAAAAGAAAUUAAUCGUUUAGAGAAUACUUUAUCACAAAAAGAGAAGGAGUUAAAUGAAGCUUUGAUAUCAGCUGAUACAUACCGCCAGGAAACAGCGCAAAAGGCAAGCGAAUUAAUGAAUGCGCGCAAGCGAAUUAAAGAGCUAGAAGAAGAAUUGAAAUCUUUAUUAACGGACGAAGCCAUGAAAGCAAAUGCUAAGAUACAAAAACUCUCAUAUCAUUUGAAUGAUGUAAAGAAACAGUAUGAGUUGUUGCGCGACGAGAAGAUUAAUUUGGAACAAAAAUUAGAGGAGGCUUUAGCUAUUAAUCAGGAGAAACUCAGAAAAAUGCAUCAGGAGACUACGGAGCAACAAGAAAAGGAAGCCGUCGAUGAGUACAACAAAGAGUACCUGGAGAUACAUGCUAAAGCUGUAGAAAGAGUGAAGCAAGAAGCACAUAUAGAAAUAGUGCAAUUGACCGUACAAUUAGAGCAAACACAAAAAGAGUUAGAUCGUGUAAAAGAAUUGUAUAUAAACGUUUGCGGGACGAAAGAACAUUUAAUAAAUGAGCACAAAAACGAAAUUAAAGUGCUGAAAAAUAAAUAUGCUGCAAUUGAAUCACAUCAGAAGGAUAUGGAGAAAUUGGAGAAUGAGUUACAAACGCAGGUUAAAUUGUGUAAUAAAUUAACUAAGGAAUGCGAGGACUUCAAAAGUAAAAUAAUCGAGUUAGAAAAAGAUCUCGUGUACGAAAGAAGAAAAAAAGAGGAUCAUGUAAAAAAAAUACAUUCAGAAAUAGAAAGGGCAAAAGAAGAAGCGUUGCACGAACUACGAAAUGCGCAUCCAAAUCAAGAAAUAAGUUUUCUUUUGCCGGAUCAUUGUUCUGAACAUUUAGAAAAAAUUAACCAGUUAGAGGAAGAUUGCAAACGCUUGGAAGAGAAGCUUCAAAUUGCUGUUCAAGAACAAAAAAAGUUAUCCGAUUAUCAGACCGAGUUAGAUGACGCCAAAUUGAAAAUAGCGCAAAUGGAAAUUACGCAAGAAUCGUGGAAGAAGAAAUACGAGAAGAUUGCUAAUGAAAGAAAGGAUCUUCUGGCAAAAAUUUCCAAACUAGACUUGGAGUUAUUGAAUUUGAAACGUACCGCGAAAUUAGAAGAUUCGGACGAUGUAAAAUUAAAAAUUUCUCGGUUUCAAGCAGAGAACGAAACACUGAAAAAUCAAUACGACAAUCUAAUCAGUGAAAGAAACACUUGUAAAGAAAAGAUCUCUGAAUUAGAAACUGAACUCUUCAAUGCGAAAAAAAAAGUUAGUAACUUUGAGGGAAGAUUGCGGAAAAGUAGCGAAAGUACAUUAAACUCAAAAAGUGAGCUAGAAAAAGAACUCUCUCAUCACAAAAAUUCGGUCGCACAAUUAUCCAAGCUGAGUAACUCGAAAGAAGGACGUAUGAACGAAUCAAUGGUAUUGGAACAGAGGAUACAACAAUUCGAACAUGAUCUACGAAGUAAGGACGAAAAACUAAACAGAUUAUUGAAAGAAUUUGAGAAGAUAAAAGACGAGAGAGAUCAGCUAGUGGUAAAAUUGCGAAAUCAAGCCAAACAGUUUGAACAAUUUGUUAAAAGUCAGAAUAAAGUGUCUGCGGAAUUGAAUCUGUCUCCCCGCAGUACGGGCGAUAGUACGGACUUUCAGAAGAUGAAGGAGAUUAUGGCGAAAGAAGUGCGGGAAGAAAUGGAACAGAGAGUAGCAAAAGAACUGAGAGGAAUUGGAGAACAAAAUAGAAAGGAGCUAGAGGAGUUGGAAGGGAAGUACAAAACUACCAUAUUAGAGUUGCAAAAACAGUGCAGCGAAAAGGAUCAGGAGAUAAAAACGCUGCAAAAGGAGAUAACAGAAGAGAAAAUGAAGGUCAUUCAAAUCAGUCAAAUUAUAGGAAAAGUAGAGAUCUGCAACAAAGAGCUGCAAGCGCGAAGGCUAUGCAUCGAGAAAUUGAACAUUGCUUUAAAGGAGAAAGAAAACCAAGUUGAGGAGGAUAGAAAUUAUAUGGCUGAGAUAAUGACCAAAUGGAUGGCUGAACUAAAAGAAAGUAAAGCUAAGGAGAAGGAGAAAGAUGAGGAGAUACAGAUGUUGAAAUUCACUGAAGGAAAAUUAAAUAAUGAGCUUAAGACGUUAGUAGAAAAACAAAAGCAUUUGAAGAACAAAUAUCGAAAGGCGAAACAGACUGCAAAUAAUUACAAGAGCCAUGCGGAGAAUAAUCGGGAGUUUCUAUUGCGUGAAUGUAAACGUAUCGAGGAAGGAUACAAAAAGGCCAUUGAAGAAGCACAACAAAGCUGUCUGGCAAACGACGAGCAGUAUACUGUGAAAGCCAAGAAGCUUGAGCAACAGCAUGCACAAAAAAUGGAACAAAUGCAACUUACACUGAAGUACAAAGAUAAAUGUUGAAGUACGUACUAAGUAUUCUUUAAAUAUAUGCAAUAUAGCUUUCCUUCGGCUAAACGGUAGUUACAGAGGCUAGAUUCUUCUUUGUCUUUAAUUUAAAGCACAUUAUUGUACAACAGUAUAUUAGCGGAGUUUUUUUUUUAAUGUUAGG
Messenger RNA from Cyphomyrmex costatus, 4759 nucleotides. Its product is annotated as centrosomal protein of 152 kDa. The transcript is spliced from 12 exons. The record is from RefSeq and is a predicted model, not a curated record. Bases 436 to 4611 code for a protein of 1391 amino acids. Gene Ontology annotation, biological process: centriole replication. Gene Ontology annotation, cellular component: centrosome. NCBI's taxonomy places the organism in Eukaryota, Metazoa, Arthropoda, Insecta, Hymenoptera, Formicidae.